ACUCCCGAAUCAACGAUUUAUAUAACUGCAACGCUUGUCUUUUACUCAUUUUCAACUUUUUCCGAAAACGAGUCAAUCGAACAUAACCUAAAAAAAAUGAGGUUAUGCCAAUUGACGUUUGACUUAACCCCAAAAAAUGCGUUAGCUUGUUGUGAAAAGUUGAAAAGACGCGUUUUCGCCAUGUCGGACGCUUGGGAAGAGAUCCAGGCCAUCAAAAGCAAGCGCAACAUCCUCCGCGAGCGGCUAGAAAAGCGCAAAAAGGAGCGCCAGGACAUCCUCGGUUCGAGUCUCAACUCGUCGCCCGUGCACCUGUCCGACAGCCCCCAUGCAGCGACCGGGAACAGCGAAGAGGCGAAAAGGCCCGAGGAGGGCGAAAUCGACUUGGUCAAAAUCGACCCAGAGUUGGAGAAAGAGCUGUUGAAGGCUCUGAGCGAAGUCACCCUCCAGGUCCCCACGACGUCCACCGAACUGGUGGAUUCGUUGAAACUGACUCUGAAACGACACGCCUCACAUAAGGAAGUUUGUAAUCUGUUACAAAAAUUCUCAACCCAGAAGUUGAUCGCCAUCAAGGAUGGCGUCAAAGAGGGGAAGAACGUGGUAGAGGUGACUUUUAUAGAUGUGACCAAAGUGAACGCAAUGAUUGCUGAGUUUUUACCAGAGAAGAGUGGUAACGACGUGAGGGAAACCCUGAAACGGAAGAGGUGUGACUCUGAGAAGACUGAAGAUGAAGAGAAGAGAAAAAAGGAGAAGAAAGAACCCAAAGCUGAUAUAAUGUCGUUGUUAUCAAUGCCCUCAACGAAGGAGAAAGAAAGUAAAAAACUGGGGGAAGAAAUUCUAGAUUUGUUGAGUAAACCAACAGCUAAGGAGCGUUCGUUGGCCGAGCGAUUCAGGUCUCAGGGGGGCAAACAACUGAUGGAGUUUUGCCCCCAUGGAACUCGGGCUGAUUGCGAGCGAAACGGCAUAACAGAAUGCAAAAAAUUACAUUUCAAAAAAAUCAUCCAAAAGCACACAGAUGAAGCUUUAGGCGAUUGUUCCUUCCUCAAUACAUGUUUCCACAUGGACACUUGCAAAUAUGUGCAUUAUGAAGUCGAUCGGUGUGGCCAAACCGAGGGCGUAGCCCCUGCAACAACCGCCAUUUCAGUAGCCCCAAAAGAGAGCACAACUCUGUACCCCCCACAAUGGGUCCAGUGCGAUCUACGCUAUCUAGAUAUGACUGUUUUAGGAAAAUUUGCUGUGAUUAUGGCCGACCCCCCUUGGGACAUCCACAUGGAGCUCCCGUACGGGACAAUGUCAGACGACGAGAUGCGACAGUUGGGGAUCCCCCAGCUCCAAGACGAGGGCCUGAUCUUCCUCUGGGUGACAGGCCGGGCCAUGGAAUUGGGGCGCGAGUGUUUGCAAUUGUGGGGCUACGAACGCGUGGAUGAGAUAAUUUGGGUUAAAACGAACCAAUUGCAGCGUAUCAUCAGAACGGGGCGCACGGGGCAUUGGUUGAACCAUGGCAAAGAGCAUUGUCUUGUCGGGAUGAAAGGCAACCCCCAGAACCUCAACAGGGGGCUAGACUCUGACGUGAUUGUGGCCGAAGUCCGCGCGACGAGUCACAAACCUGAUGAAAUCUACGGAAUGAUCGAGAGACUCUCACCCGGGACGCGGAAAAUAGAGCUGUUCGGGCGCCCCCAUAACAUUCAACCCAAUUGGAUCACAUUGGGCAACCAAGUGGACGGGAUUAAACUAGUCGAUGCUGAAUUAAUCGAGAAUUUCAAAAAACGGUAUCCGACGGGGAAUUGCAUGGGGCCCCCCAGUGACACGAACCACUAAUGAUUAUUUUGUUUAUGUUUUGGUGGAGUGUUUGCGACUUUUUACCUUAUUGACGUUUAGUUUAGUGACUUUAAUUGCGUGCAGUUGAUGACAACAAUCAGCUGAUUUUGACAGAUGUCAGAAUUGACAAAAUGGCGAUUGGAAGUUUUACGAGUUUUUAGACAAAGGAACGUUCGAUUUAAGAGAAAAAGAAUAAACGGUUUUGAUUUGUUA
Tribolium madens (black flour beetle) is the source of this 2028-nucleotide messenger RNA. It is a transcript of the gene Mettl3, whose product is annotated as N6-adenosine-methyltransferase catalytic subunit. Lineage: Eukaryota; Metazoa; Arthropoda; Insecta; Coleoptera; Tenebrionidae. Bases 97 to 1815 code for a protein of 572 amino acids. Gene Ontology annotation, molecular function: mRNA (2'-O-methyladenosine-N6-)-methyltransferase activity; mRNA m(6)A methyltransferase activity. The transcript is spliced from 2 exons. The record is from RefSeq and is a predicted model, not a curated record. Gene Ontology annotation, cellular component: RNA N6-methyladenosine methyltransferase complex; nucleus.